Messenger RNA from Trichoplax adhaerens, 4191 nucleotides. RefSeq lists its product as uncharacterized. The record is from RefSeq and is a predicted model, not a curated record. The transcript is spliced from 21 exons. The coding region runs from base 1 to 4191 and encodes 1396 amino acids. NCBI's taxonomy places the organism in Eukaryota, Metazoa, Placozoa, Uniplacotomia, Trichoplacea, Trichoplacidae. Gene Ontology annotation, molecular function: ADP binding; protein binding.
AUGGAGGUAUUACAUUUUACAGGAUUCCACCCUAGCAAUAAUCGUUCUACGGGCAAUGCCCCUAGGCUUUCACGAAUACGUUGCAGUCCAGCAAUUUCCAAGUUGAUGAAAGCCAACGAAUUGAAGAUUUGCCAAAACAUCCCAGUAUCAGUCAUGCGUCAAAAAUUAGUGGAAUAUUCAGUUAUCGAGGAAGAUAAUCUACAACAUACCAAUGAAGACGAUGAUAAUAGUAACGAAAUUGCGAAAUUAAUAUGGAAGAAAUUACGAGAUGGCGGCGAUCGAGGCUUCUAUAUUUUUUGCAACAUAUUAAAGGAGCAAUCCGAUGAGCAACUUCGAUUACUUGGGUUGCAACUCAGCAAUGAUGCAAAGAAAAUCACGGCUCUUUCAGAUGAUGACCUCCUACGAAAUGUUCCUCCAUUACCACAAAUUCAUUUUAUUGUACGAAACGAUUUUGUUAAUCAAACUGCAAAUGCAAUCAUGAAAAUUCAUGCAAGAGGUGGUAGAUUGCUCGUUUAUGGUCCAUCUGGUACCGGUAAAACUGUUGCCGUGAGUAAUUGUUUACAAUACGUUAUUAGACAGAAACAGCAAUUUCUACCUCAUGGCGUCUAUUGGAUUACGAUCGGUAAGGUAGAUAAGCAAAAGUUGUUUGAAAUACUAAGCAAUUUGAUGAUCAAGCUGGAAAUGAGACCGCAGACUUUUCCGAGCUUGAAGCAACUCAAUCAAGCAAUUUCUAAUCACUUAGAGGCGCUGUCAGAUUUAUCCUUUACGUUAUUCAUCUUUGAUGAAGUGGAAGAGCCAUCUUAUAUGGAUUAUUUGACAUUCGCUAAAAAUAGUGUCGUUAUUUCUACACAGUCUAGUCAAGCUGUGAUUGAAAAAUUCGAUUACAAUAUCCAAUCUCAGGAAAGCUUUACUCAACAAGAGGCUUUGCAAAUUAUAGCAUCAUUUCAAGAAAAUGCCAAGACGCAAUCAUGGGUCAAUGAUGACAUCGUUAAGCAAGUAGUAGGAAAGUAUCGAUCAAGUCCGCAAGCAAUUGCCUUAGUAGGUGGAGCUCAACUAAAAUCCUUGGACGAAUGGAAAGAAGUUCAAGCUUUACCGGAAGCAAAGCGGACUACGAAGCAGUCAGAAAACACAUUCACAUUAUUCACUCAUAUCAUGAAUAAACUACCAGAACGAACACGAAAACUAUUUACACUACUAGGUGCAUGCUUUAGAGUUAAAAUUCCCGUUGCCGUUAUCACUAUAUUGUGGAACUUACCGGCUGAUCAAGUCUCAGUAAUACUGCAAGAUUUACAUCGACGAUCAUUACUAUCUUAUGCUAGUGAAAACGAUUGCAGGCCUUAUUGCCAAAUCAAUAACUUAAUCAUGGACUACUUGCAGUUACCUUCCAAUGCACAAUAUGUUCAAUCGGAUUACAUGAAAAAUUUACAUCUCAAUCUGAUUAAUCAAUAUCAAUUGCAUUGCGAUGAAAAUUGGAUACUAAAAGAAGACGAUGGCUACUUUUAUCGCUACUUCAUGAAUCAUCUGAUGGCAGCUGAAAAAGACGAUAUUAUUCAGCAAAUCUUAUCAAACAGUGAAUGGAUCAACAAUCAGUUAAAACUACUCAAACAACCUUCAUUCUUAUAUGCUAAUAUGGAACAGAUUCAGGACUAUUUGCAAAGAAAGGAUUUAGAUUCGACUUCAAAGCCAUUAGAAUUCUUGAAAAGAUUUGAAAAAUUUCUACCGAAAAGUGAUCCAGAUCUACUGCAGUUAAUUUUAGAUUUUGCACCUAGCGACAGUCCUCUGCGUCAGCAAGCAUAUAAAAGUGCUCGUCGAUUAAGCAAAGAAGGGAAAGGGAUUUACCUGAAAUUGAGCUACUCCGAAAACAGAAGUCCUGAAAAUUUCUACGACAUACAGAAUUUGCCUGAGGAAGAAGAACCAAAUUUACGGAAUUUAGUUAUCGAAAGAGGUAAUCCAUACACCUUGUUUGAAGGCAAAAUUUAUCGUUAUGCGGAAAGCUUCGAUCAUAAAAUGAAAGCGCGUGGAUAUGGCCCAUUUCGUGGCAUGAACAUGUAUCGAUUUAGUUGGGAAAUUGUUUCGGUUGAAGAAGGUUUGCAAUUGCUAUUUAUUCUGGAAAAUGGUGAAAAAGCAACACACUUAGAGGCUUGUAGCGUCCAAUUUCUUGAGAGAAGUAACACAUCGUUUGUUACUAUUUCAGAAGAAAAGCAUCAAUUGCACCUAUGGGAAAUAAAAGAUGGAAUGAUUCAUUGCAUAAGAAGUUCUACUCCUACAGAAUUUUACAUUAACAACUUUUCCUUUGUACCCGACACGACUAAUAUACUUGUGGCGAUAGAAAGAUAUCAAAGAUGGAAUAUGUAUAUGCCCAAAGACUUGAUCAACGAAUGCUAUAUUGAGGUUUGGACACUGAAAAAUCUUCAGCCUAUCUCAAAGAUAACAGUGCCUGCUAGAAUGAAUAGUUCAUACAAGCCUCUGACUGGAAAGCCUGAUCCAAGCGAUCAUUUAAUAUCCUAUGUUGGCCCGUUCGAUGAUAGCCGUUAUUUAAUAUCUUAUGGAAAUAUUAGCGGUUUACUGACUAUUGAAAAUUGUCGAGAUAAAACGGAGAAAGAUUUCGCUAACCAUUGGUCGGACAUGUUUAAGAUAAUCGAUAACGGUUAUACUCAUCUUGCCAUAUCAAAAGACAAGAAAUAUAUUGCUUGUAUGUCCUACUUCGGAGAUAUUCUGUUCUAUCAGGUUGGUCCCAAUGAGAUUACGUAUUAUUCCAUGAUUGUAUGCGAAAAUGGCAAUUCCCGAAUAUCUUUUGUGGAUGAUAGCUAUGAUAUUAUGAUCCACUUUGAUAACACUCGUCUUUAUUAUGCCUUUCCCACUACGUAUAAACCAAUAUCAACGCAGGGACAGGCCAACGCUGGUAGAAAUUAUAAUUUGCAAGUUUCCAAGAACAAAAUUGUUAAUAAUGUACUAGUCAUAGCGGAAAUUAUCAAAACAGAAGAUAAUUUCCAGCUAAAGGUUCACCGAGGCGAUCGUCAAGAAGAAGUUUCCAGUCAUCAUUUUGGCUCUCACUAUAAAUCGACUUUUGUAUCCAAAGAUCACUCUACUGUCGACCUUUUUCUAUUUGAAGAUCUUCCAAGUAUUUUGUUGACUGAAGUUUAUGCUUGCGAGAAUGAAGAUUGCUUAAAAGAUCAAGACAAGAGACAUUAUCACUGCUUUUAUAGCCUGAGAAGAUUUGAUGACCUUGACCAUGAUUUUUGGGUUUAUGAAAUCUUGGUAAGUGAUUUCAAGCAUCAAGAAUCUCAACCACCUUCGGUAGGAGGAAUAUCUCCUUCCUUUACGAUUCCCACAUUAGCCCUCGUACCAGGAAUGGGAAAAUAUGGCUUUAUAGAUAAUACUAAGCCUAAUAUUAGAAUUGAAUCCUUUUACCGCCAGUAUGACAAUCAAAUAAUGGUCAUAAUCACGGAAAGCCGGCGACUAAUUAUCCUGUUCAUCGAUGCUGCGAGUGGGGCUACUACUGCUAAACAUGUCGAAGAGAUUAAUGAUAUCGCUCCAGCAAUUGCUUAUUUAGCUAAUGAAAACUUUGUUCUUUAUCAUGAAUCCAAUACAAAGGUAUGCGCCGAACAGGAACGAAUCCUCAAGAAAUACAAGAUGCAAGGUAGCAAUAUCCAAGUUGUACAAUGUGUUAAAGGAAAAUUAUUUAAUGAAGAAGAAAGACCAGUUUCUACCUAUUGUAAAAUGACCAUUUCUGAAGACAACAAAGAUAUCCAAUUGACUGAUGUUCUUAAUGUUGACGAUGAUGAUAAAAUUAAGGAACAAUUUGGAUUAACAGACUGGAAAAUUUCUAAAAAGGAAGGAUAUAACCGUGCUUUAGGUAUUUUGAUUCGUAAAGGAAACUAUGCCAUGGUAUUUCGCGAACCUAGCCAAGGCAGCCACCAACAAGCUAGCUUCUAUGCAGGUAAUCGAAAAAUCGAGUUUAAUCCGACUUCUACUUAUUUGCCUCAUUUAUGGGAUAAAAAGUAUGCCGUUAUAGCCGAGGGCAGUGGAAUUGAGAUCUAUGAUAAUGCAACAUUGCAAUUAAAACUGAGGUAUUCACCGAUUCGCCUUUGUGAUGAAUACGUUACUUCAGUUCAAGCAAGUCCUGAUGGUAAAACUAUUACCUGCACGCAACCUCAUAGUUGUUUAAAUAUUAUGAAAGCGAUCAUUUAG